Thamnophis elegans (Western terrestrial garter snake) is the source of this 3985-nucleotide messenger RNA. It is a transcript of the gene RASSF1, whose product is annotated as Ras association domain family member 1. Bases 1366 to 2484 code for a protein of 372 amino acids. Gene Ontology annotation, cellular component: nucleus; microtubule cytoskeleton. The transcript has 6 exons. Gene Ontology annotation, biological process: Ras protein signal transduction. NCBI's taxonomy places the organism in Eukaryota, Metazoa, Chordata, Lepidosauria, Squamata, Natricidae. The record is from RefSeq and is a predicted model, not a curated record.
AAAAUUGGAAGUAUGAUUGUUAGGGUUUCCAGCUACAUAUGUAGCCAAUUAUUAUACCAACUGACAAUUCUGAAAGCUGUGGUUAAAAGUACCAGGAAGACCCCAGUUUAGGAAAGACUGGUUCAGAGAACUUUUGCACCUGGAAGAAGUUGUGUGCACACAAAAAGCAGUAUAUCCUCUCAUCCGUUGUUUAGGCGUUCCACACAAAGCAAGGAGGGUGGCUAUCUAGCUAGCAUCUUGCAGUCUAAAGUGGCUGUCCUAGGAGAAAGGUGGCUCCUGUCAGUUUAAAUUCAAAUCAAUAGUAGAGUUUGUUUUUAACAGUAUCUGCUUGUUGACAGUAGGUGGCAUUUUGCCAUCCCUAUUUCUCCCAGGGCCAUACUGCUGGCUCCCUCUACCCAGAGCUGACAUCAGGCCCCACCCAUUGCAAGCCACGCUGUGAUUCCCAACUUCCAUCCAGCAGCAGAACGCAGAGGGCGAGCCAAAGUCCAUCUUAGUGACCUGCUCAGAAAGAAAAGGCAGGGUGGGAUUGUGUGUUUGGGGUAGGGGGGGUGCAGCUUUCAACUUUUUCCAUUCAACUUUCUGUACUAAAACUUUUUCUCUGUUUCAAAGCCAGCCGUCUAAAAACCGCGGCGCUGUUCUGUAUGAUUCGUUCUCUCCUUCGCACAUCUACCCCACCCUCCCGCCUCGUCAAGGGGGAGUUGCCUCGCUGCGAGACUACCGUUCUCCUCGAACCUGCGUGGGACCGGUUCCUAUGCGGGUGAAGCCACUUCUUGUUCCGGAGGUGCCUUAAGGCGGGAAGUGAGGAGGGGGGAGCGUCGGCCCCAAAGCUUCCGAAGCGAGGCACCGCCCGCGUCUCUCUCUCUCUCUCCACCCCACCCCCUUCCCUCCAUCCCAUUGCUGGGAAAGGGGACUUGAAUGAAAGUGGAGGCGAGCUGAGCCUUUUCCUCCGAUCGCUUGCGCGCAAAAAGAAAAAGUUUCUGAGCAGCCCUUUUAAAGACACAGCCUGAGUUAACACAACCGUCGCCGCCUUCCUCCCCAGACUUUUACGCGCGGGAGAAGGCCGUUUGCCGUAAAAGCCCAGGAAGCCACCCAGUUUGUUGCAGGGAAGAAUGGGGUGAGAGAAGAGGAGGACAAGGCUCCGCUGGCUGAGCUCUGGCCAAGGUCCCCAGGGAUUUUCUUCGGAUUACUUCAAAACGGAGGGAGGCAAACGGAGAGCUGGAGUGAAGGCAAGGAACGUCCAAGAGGCAAGGAUUCCGGCGAGCGAGGCGGACGAGGAGGAUGGGAACGCCAACCGGCCCCCGAUGAGGACUCCAUGCGGGUUCCUGAGCUCUUUCUUCCCUUCCGCCCUCAGCCCAGGAAAGGGCCAUGAACCGUCCCACGCACCAAGAGAUGAUCGAACUGCAGAACCUGGGCCUGGAGGAGCAGCUGGACCUGACGCGCUGCCCGCGAGGCACGGCUAACCGCCCCGUCCGCUUAGAGCGCGCCAACGCCUUGAGGAUCUCUCCCGGGAAAGUGCCCGAGCUUUUGACCCGCGUUCGCCAGAUCCGUCUUCUGGGCGGCCAGAGCGAUCCUAAAUUAACCGAGGAGCUCGGCGAGGGACAUCUCUUCCGAUCCUGCACUCAGAGUCAACCCACCUGGUGCGAUCUGUGCGGGGAGUUCAUCUGGGGCGUCUUCAAAAAGCAUCUCCGCUGCAUCUACUGCAAGUUCAUCUGUCACUACCGAUGCCGUGCUCUAAUCCGACUUGAUUGCAGGGGACCCAGAUAUAAAAAUGAGCAAGAUGAAGGCAAUGAGCAGACAAUAGAAAAAGACACUAAUGUGGAUGAACAGAUUGACUGGGAGAAACCCAUUCUGUCCCAGGCUGACAUUGAACAAAAGAUAAAAGAAUAUAAUAGCCAGAUAAACAGUAACCUCUUUAUGAGUUUGAAUAAAGAUGGGUCCUAUACUGGCUUCAUUAAGGUACAACUAAAGCUGAUCCGGCCUGUGUCAGUACCUGCCAAUAAGAAAGCACCCUCAGUCCAGGACACUAAGAAGAGUUCGUUGCGCAGCCAAUCUGUAAAGCGCCGAACUUCAUUCUACUUACCAAAGAAUACAAUCAAACAUCUACAUAUAAUUUCUCGUACACGGGCUGGUGAAGUCAUUGAAGCCCUGCUCAAGAAAUUUAUGGUUGUUGACAAUCCCCGCAAAUUUGCCCUCUUUGAAAGAACAGAAAAAGAUGACCAAGUAUAUAUCCGUAAGCUUUCUGAUGAGGAACAACCCCUGCGUAUCCGACUACUUGCUGGUCCUAACGAAAAAACACUCAGUUUUGUUCUGAAGGAAAAUGAGACUGGUGAAGUCAAUUGGGAUGCCUUUAGCAUGCCUGAAUUGCAGAAUUUUCUGCGUAUCCUGCAGCGUGAAGAAGAGGAGCAUACUCGGCAGAUUCUGCAGAAAUAUGCCCAUUGUCGCCAAAAAAUGCAAGAGGCUCUAGCUGCUCGCACCCCAGGUUGAUAAAAUGCUAUAUCCCAAACCCAGCACUCCGAUAAAGAGCAGAUGCCAAAAGCAAGCCAAGUGGACUGCAAAUGAAGUGAUCCUUCGACUGUCUGUGGGAUGAAUGUGUCUCUGGAGGUGGUGGGGAAGGGACAGCAGGGAUGUAUGGAUCUCUUUGUGAGCCUUUGAUCAGUGCAUAUGUGUGCUCCCUUGGAGUGAGUGGAUAGUAAAUGUUGCAUGCAUGGCACAUUGGGGUCAGGUGAGAAAAUAAAAAGGUGUUUGCAGAAUGUGUCUGAAGAUGGGGAUUUUAGGGCAAUACUAUAGCACUGUUACUGAAAAAAGUGCCAAAAAGCUAGUGCCACUUUUACAGUAAGUCUUGCUGAGUUAUGUUUCUCUGGGAUUGGAAUUGGGCAAGAUUUGUGAUUAAUUUAAAAACAACUAGAGUAGUUUUGAAUCUAGAAGUAUUCCAGGAAGAGAGGCAUCCAUGGCACUUUUCUUUAAAAUAUAAAUAUUUUUAUUUUUAUAUAAGGUAAUUAAUUAAGAUUCCUUUUAAGGGACUGGUCUAAUUCAUUCAACCCUGUCUAAGCUCAUCUGUAGUAGGAACUUCAUGGUCAGUCUGAUUGAGUGAAAUCCACUGCCUCUCAGCUUGAAGUCAUUGCUAAGACUGAUAAUGGAGAGAAAUGGAGACUAAAGUUUUCCUUCUCUCAGAACUAUAGAAAAGCAGUUGACAGAAACAUUGAUAGCGGGGAAAAAUAUUCUGCCAAUAUCUCUCCUUUAUUUUGCUCUCUUUAUGGAAAGAUUGGAGCUAACUGCUUAACAAAUCUCAGAACUCUGGCUUCUCUUCUGCUAUAAUCAUAGCUUUGAUUACUUAUUUUUAUAUGGGCACAUGCAUGACUGAGAUCUUGAUGUAUGGCUGUGGAACAUUUUAGUUUUGGGCAGAACCUAGCAGGAAAUUUCCUAGGUUGCUGCUCAAAACAUCUGUGGUAUGGGAAGCAUUUGUACUGCUACAGUAAGCCUCUUUGAGAUUUAGUAGUAGGGUAUAUUUGUCAGAGCAUUAAAUACUUAAAAAAUAAAGCCUAGGCCUUUACCACUCCUGGGGAAUCUUGUUUAAAAUUGUUAACUAUCUUGAACAUUGAAUGGAUUAACUAGGAUUGUUCAUUGUUUUGAAAUUUGAAUGGAUAAAACAUUUUGGGGAUUGAUUAGGUUAUGAAUGAUACUGCUUAUAUACCAAUCAAUAAAUAAUUCAGGGAUGAGAAAUAUUUGGUGUAAUAUUACUUUCUUGCUCAAAGUCUAUGCCUAGAAAUGGCAUCUGCUAGGUAGUGUCACAUCUAUUAGUUCCUGCAAACCAUACUAUGUGUUUUAAUCCUAAUCCUCUGCCAUCCUUGAAACCUAAAACUGAUGUGCCUAAAAAUUAGGUGGAUUGAAGUAAUAUGUUCAGCCAAAGACUUUAUUAGGUACAUAAACCAGAAUAAUUUUAUCAAUGACUUAUUGUGUAGUAUUAACCAAGGUUUCUUUCUUUUGG